AUGGGUUCUUGCUCCAGUUGCCCAGCAGAUGAUGGAUGGUCCUCUGAGCAUCAGCAGCAUGCCCCCAUGUGGUUGGUGAAAGCUGCCCAGGUGCUUGAGAUGACAGGCAGAUUUCGGCCACAUCAGAUUUUGAAGGCUGAAGGUCUUUUGGCCAAAUGGAGUGCGAAUAAGUUUACCAUGUUUGUCUCUCAUCAAUGGCUAGGGUGCCACCACCCAGAUCCCGACGGAACACAGCUGGAAGAGCUUCAAGGCUUCUUGCGCAACCUUUUUGCCAAAAAGAUCAAAAUUGAGGCAGAUGUUAUUUCGCAAUUCAAUGGCCGCUCUCCGACAGAAGCAGAGCUUUCGCGUUUCAUUUGGUUGGAUUACUUCUGCGUUCCUCAAGUGAUGGAUGGACAUGGGCCGAAUGGACUGGCAGAGCAACAGUCGCUGUACAUUCAGAGCAUUCCAAACUAUGUGGAUAGUUGCAACUUGUUUGUCGCAUUAGUUCCGAAUGCCAUGCACAGCGAUGCAGGAUCACAGUGCAACAUGCACACCGCCCGCGCCCGCCCGGACAUCUCCACCGCCCUCCGCGAGAACGUCGACAUCGUCUUCUCCACCUGGGACACCUUGGCUGCCGCCCGCCCUCCGCCGCCCGCCGCCUCCGCUGCCCACAGCUGGGACUUCCUCGCCUGGCCCCUGGAUGGCACCGCCCGCUAUGUCUGCACCACCUGCGGCGCCACCACCAUCGACCACAAAACGCGGCCCAAGUGCCCUGGCCGUCGCGUCUGGAGCAACGCCCGCCGCAAACUCUCCCUGGAACUGCACGAGCUCCUCAAGCAAGGCCCCUCGCCUCACCACGCCGCCGCCCGCCGCAUCAUCGAUGCCCUCCACUUGCCCGUCUUGGCCCUUGCGCGCCGCCACUCCCUCCACGUCCUUGCCAUCCAGGAAACCCGCGUCCACUUGGAUUCCCAUGACGCCGUGGCCCGCGCCGCCCAGCAUGCCGGCUAUUCCGCCCACUUCCUGCCGCCCCCCCCCGCCUCGCCCGGCGGCGGCCUCCUGUGCCUCACCUCCCUCCCGGCCGCCUCCUGGGCCCUUCCCGCCAACCCUGCCUUUGACCACCGCGCCCAGGCGCCCCGGCUUCACAGGCCCCAGGCCCGCCCGGUCACCCUCAUCAACUUCCACGGUCCGCCCUCCGACCCCAGCACCGCCGCUGAGGCUGCCACCGCCCUCCUCGCCCAGGCGCAAGAACUUGGCGACCCUUGGAUCUUCAUCGGCGACCACAAUCGGCUCUCGCACCAAUGGCCCUACGCCACCUUGGCAGCCAACGGGGAAGCACAUCUUUGGGACGACUUCUUCCUCGUGGCCCCGCACCACGGCACGCGCCGCCGCCCCGACGGCACCUACACUGGCCGCACGGUGGACUUCGCCCUGGCCCACCGGCAACUCCGCCCCACCGCUCGUCACCAACAUCGCGGCCCUGGAGAUCACGACCUCGUCGUCUACAGCGUCGAAUGGAACCCUCCACCGCCCACGUGGACCUUUCCUCGGCCCCCGUCCUUCGGCGCUCCGAGCCCGCAGGACGCCACGCGCUGGGACGCUUGCUGGACUGCCUCCGGCCCCGCCUUCUCCGACGCCCUGGCCCGCAACGACCUCGACACCGCUUGGACGCUCCUCUCCAACGCGGCCGAAACUGCCUUGGGUGCCCCCACCACCACCCGCUGCCACGCCCCCCUCCCCAGGGUCCGGGACCCCACGGGCCACACCCACGCCCCCCGCUGCCAACCCUUGGUUGAGCGCAAGCUUCCGCCGCCUUGCCCGCCGCGCCGCGGAGCGGCCGCCGCUGAGGCCCUUUUUGCUUUGGCGGACCACACUGCGGAGCAGUGUGCGUCCCACCGCCUUGCUGCCUGGAAGGCGGCUGUACAGGAAGACCUUCCGCGAUUGGCCAAGUGGAUCAAAGCCACGGGGCCAUCGCAUCCUCCGGGGGAACCCCGCCACCCUGCGGAUGUGGCCGCUGAGCAAGCUGCGCUGUGGCAGGCUCGUUGGUCGGCCCCACCGGUCCCGUUGGAACCGGUCGCUGCCCUCUGCGCCCAGGUUCGCUCGGCGGCUACGCCUUGCGCCCUGGAGCUCACCGCUGACGAUAUUGGCGCAGCUCUGCAGAGGGCGGCGCGCACUGCCGCUGGCUUAGAUCAGUGGCACGCCACAGAGCUGCUCCGGCUUCCCCCCCUUUUUAGGGAGGCCGCCGCACUCUUGUGGCACCGGUGCAUUAGCACCGGGCGGCUACCUACUACUUGGCUCCACGUCCGCAUCACCUUGUUGGACAAGAGCGACGGCGGCAAACGCCCCCUCGCCAUUGCUGCCAUCAUGUACAGGGUUUGCAUGUCCGCUACUCUGCGCUGUCUCCGUUCCUGGAUCGCUGGCUGGGCGCCCCCCACCUUGUAUGGUGGCAUCCCUGGCCGGGGUACCGAUGGCGUGCAUAGCGCCCUCUUCGGUGCCCUGCACCAGCAACAAGCUGGUCGCUGCAUGGCCGGCGCCAAAGCCGACAUCCAGCGGUGCUUCGACUCUGUUGACUUUGGCGUUGCCUUUCUUGUCUUUGACCACUUGGGUGCGCCGGCAGGCCGGGACGCGGUCUCCGCGCUCGUGGCUGCUGCAGAACAUGCGGCGGACACGGACCGCAUCUUCGGUUUCACUGUGCACCCCGCAAAGCGGGAGUGCUUCGCUCUUUCCCCGCGGGACCGCCGGGCGCUGAGCAGCGAAGCUGCUCUCCUCGGCCCGGUCACCGCUGCCCCCACUUUGCUCGGCGUGACUUACCGCUUCGGGCGUGCGGGCAAGCCGGCGCACACCGACUUGACCACCAAGCUCAUCCAGCGGUGCCGCAAAAUCGGUCGGGUUGCCCGUUCCGUGCCCCUGCGCCGCGCCCUCCUCCAGCUCCUCGUGGCCUCCCUCUUCCGCUGGCUUGGUCCUUGGAGCACCUUCCCUGCCAACACCCUCCGCCGCUGGUCCUCCCACAUGGAAUCCGCCUUGUGGGGCCGCCGGCCCCCCCCCGGCCGGGACCGCUACCUCUUCUGGGUGACGUUUGGGCCCCACACCAUGCAUCCCGAGUACCUCAUCCACUUCGAAGCCCUGCGGCGCGAAUGGCGUGCUGGCUCGUCGACCCCUUGCCCUACUGCGACUGCCGCCUUCCAGUUCUUCCGCUGGACCCGCCACCCCACCCACUGGGACACCCCCUAUGGUCCCAUCCGCCCUGCUUGGGAUACCGAGCGCCUCCUGGGCCACUUGGCUGCCCGCUCCUGGCUCCGCCUCCUCUGGGACCACGACACGAAAACGGCUGACCCCAUCCGCCCCACCCAGGAACCGUUGACUGAGCACCUCCGCCCCUUCCGCUCCACCCUGGAUCCUCACCUCCGCCGGGUUGUGCUUGGUUGCGCUGCUGAUGCCCGCCUCCUCGCCCGCCUGGGUCACAACAAACCCUGCGCCUGCGGCAACCCCUGCCCCAGCAGAACACACCUCACCUUCCAGUGUCCGCUGAUCCCGUGGUCUCAGGCUCGGGCUACUGAUGCUGAGCGCCGUUUGCUCACAAGGCUGGUGACCUUCCUUCCCGCUACCCUGGAUGUGCUUGAUCCACCAGUCGACCUGGUACAUUAUCUGCUACGACAACGCGCUGCUGGGACCUCUAUCAUCUGCAUGGCGUUGGACGGCUCUUGCUUGGACCCUACAGGUCAAACUUUUGGAUGUUGCACUGCUUGGGCUGCUGCUGCAGCGGAUGGCCACACUUUUGGCGGUGCUCUUACUGGUGCGGACCAUACUCCCCACUACGCGGAGCGCAUGGCCCUGUGGUAUGUCACUGCGGCUGCAGCCGCUGCGGCUCUGGAUGUCUUGGUCCUUACGGACAACGAAGCGGUGGCGCGUCGCUUUGACAGCCUCCUUCGUUAUGGGAGGAAGGCAGGCGAUGCCUCGGAGUUCUGGCAUCAACUACUGGCACGCUGGCGACCAGCUUCGCGAUUGGCUUGGAUCCCAGCGCAUGGCAAACGCCCGGGAUGGACACCCCCGGCAGGAUAUCCUUCCCCUGAUCUCUGCAGGGCCAUGAAUGCAGCUGCCGAUUCGACAGCGAAACAACUGGCGCAUGAUCAUGGGGCUGGAUACUACACAGUGGCGCAGGAACGACAAGAUGCUCUGCGGUGGGCAUCUACUGCUGUGCAGCGACAAAGCGUGGUGACACGCGCAUGGUGGGACCUUUGCUUACCUCACUUCGUUUUUCGAAAUGAGGUGGCGGAGUUCCGAGCGCCAUUGUGGCACCGAUACCCAGUGCAGUCGGGUUGCAAGAUCAUUCAGAAGGCUUUCGACCAGCAUCUCCCAAAGCUUCGGCAUGGCAAGAGCAUGACAACCUACCGUUUGCAUCUGGCACUUUGUGAAGAUAUGACAGGUCUUGCCAAAAAGCAUCGCAGCCUUGAAGAAUUCCUUGUGGAUUUUUCUUUCUCCAGACCUUUGGCACAGUACCAAGGCUUAGGCCCGGUGGCAUGCGCUGCUUUGUCGGGAGAUCAUGAGCUUAUUCGUGGCCUUGCACUGCACUUGCCAAAGCUUCCCUCCAUACUCGGGCACCAAGUAUGCCUGAGGUCUUCAGCACCGCAGGCCUCACGCCUUUGCAUUUAG
Molecule: messenger RNA, 4626 nt
Organism: Cladocopium goreaui
Lineage: Eukaryota; Dinophyceae; Suessiales; Symbiodiniaceae
Source: the annotation of a GenBank genome assembly